This is a messenger RNA of Mercenaria mercenaria, 1475 nucleotides long. Its product is annotated as multiple epidermal growth factor-like domains protein 10. The transcript is spliced from 3 exons. Bases 753 to 1475 code for a protein of 240 amino acids. The record is from RefSeq and is a predicted model, not a curated record. NCBI's taxonomy places the organism in Eukaryota, Metazoa, Mollusca, Bivalvia, Venerida, Veneridae.
AUUCCUGUUCCAGUUCAAUAUGCAUAAAAUGUGAAUCGUCAUAUUAUUUAUCCGGUGGCUCCUGUUUUAUAUGUCCAGGAGACUGCACCAGUUGUAACGGGUAUAAUAACUGUACUUCGUGCAGACCAAGUAAAUGGGGUUCAGCCAACCAGUGCCAGUUUAUCUGUAAUAACAAUUGUCAUAAUAAAGAAUGCCAAUAUGACACUGGAUAUUGUAUUCAGUGUGAACCAGGGCUGUACGGUCUACUGUGUCAACUUGAUUGUAGUCUCUGUGAGAAUGAUCUUUGUGAUUUACGCAAAUGCACGCACGGAUGUAAACAAGGAUAUUACGAGUACAAAACUGAGCUUGAAACAUUUUGUCAUAAAUGUACGACAGAUUGUAGAUAUUGUUAUGACGCACGCACAUGUAAGGUUUGCAAUGAUGGUUUUCAUUUGUAUCAGUAUUAUUCAAAUGAAAAGGUUUUUGUUGUUUGUGUUAGUUGCUCAGUAGGAUCAAACUGUUCAAAUUAUUGUGUUAUUCAAAAUUGCAAUAAGUGUCAAGUCAAUGAUGACGCUUUGGUAUGCACAGAUUGUCCUGAAGGAUCUAGAUUUAACGGCAAAACAUGCAUAGUAAAUACAACAAGCUGUUCUCAAGGAUGUUCUUCUUAUUGUGAUGACGAAGGAAUAUGCUUAGAAAGUUGCAAUGCAGGAUGGACGGGUGAAAGAUGUUCUGAGCAGUGUUUAGAUAACUGUUUGACAUGCGAUAAAAGUAAUAUGGACACUUGUCAACAGUGUAAAGAUGGUUUUUACACAACCAAUUGUAGCAUUGCUUGUAGUCCAUCAUGUAAAACAGAAGACGGUCAACAAACGUGUAAACUAAACGAUGGAUAUUGUUUAAAUGGAUGUGAACACAAUUUCUGGGGCCCUUUAUGUCACCAGCCUUGCCCUAACGGUUGUACUGAAAACGGUUUAUCUCCGGUAUGCGAACGAAACAAGGGGGCAUGUAAACAUGGAUGUAAGGACGGAUACAAUGGAGACAAAUGCAAUCUGACUGCUACUACAAGCAAAACAACGAUAGUGUCUGAAGCAACAACAACGCAAAGCAAAGUGUGUACACAAUGUGACUGUAAAGAAAAUGUUGACUGCAAAAACAAUUUCAUUGAAGGCUUCUUUUCGGGAUUAGGAACGUCUGUUGUCGUUGCAGCUAUUACAGUGGCAUUAUUCCAGAUAAGGCGAAGGUAUGUAGCAAAGAAGUUAAAAUCGCAGCAAGAUUCGAAGAAAACAAUCGAGAUGCCCACAUAUUAUAACGAGGAUAUCCGUCAUACACAUGAAACACAAGAAGAGGCUAUCGGAACUAAUAACUAUGAGAAACUCGGCAAUACCAGGAACACGGAUAAUGUUUACCAUGGUAUGAAAGCUGUUGAAGAAAUUAAGUUAUGGAGUUGGUUUAACAAUACAGAAUUUUUUGUAUUGAUAUUUUUCAACAAGGAGGUAUAA